This is a messenger RNA of Polistes canadensis, 2753 nucleotides long. Its product is annotated as tubulin polyglutamylase TTLL13P-like. The coding region runs from base 573 to 2672 and encodes 699 amino acids. NCBI's taxonomy places the organism in Eukaryota, Metazoa, Arthropoda, Insecta, Hymenoptera, Vespidae. The record is from RefSeq and is a predicted model, not a curated record. Gene Ontology annotation, biological process: protein polyglutamylation; microtubule cytoskeleton organization. Gene Ontology annotation, cellular component: cilium. Gene Ontology annotation, molecular function: tubulin-glutamic acid ligase activity; tubulin binding. The transcript has 11 exons.
CCGUUUCUACACAAUAAUAAUACCCAUUUUAUUAUCUUUAAUUAGAAAAAUAUUGGAUAUAUUUUUUUCUAAUAUAACCGAAAGAGUGAAUUAUUUUUACGACAUUUUUCCUUAAAAUAAAAGAUCGAUAAUAUAACUAAUGUAAUUUUAUUUAAAUAAAAUAUAAUAAUUGCAUUUAUUUUCUCUAUUUUUCUAAAUAAAAUCAAGUUACUUUGACACUAAAUUGAAAUCUCAAACAAAUAAAUAAUCGAGAAUGACAAAUGAACGAUAAUCGAUUAACAUAAUGUAUCUAACUUAUCUGGUGACAGUAUAAAGAAUAAACUUAGAUCCUAUCGUCCUGAUUAUUCGUUCGCGUUAGUUUUCAGAUACAGGUCGUGAUCGUAAAUUAUAUUUCGUAUCGAAAAGAUAAAGCAAAAAAAAACUAUACAUACUUUUAGCUAAUACUUUGAGAACAACAAUGAUGAAUUUAAAAAUUUAACAUCCCGUGCAUAAAAAUAUAGAAGAAUAAUAUCAGAGAGUGAUGUACGAGACAACAAGGACUCGAUACAGAAGAGAAAUGAUAAGUUUUUGUCAUGAACAACAUCUUUGAAAAUAUUACCAAACAUAAUCUAUCGGUAUUGAACGUGCCAAAAAUUCGUGCUAAAUCUGUACCAAGAAAUUUACGUGAAAAUCAUUACGAAGAAUUUGGUGAAUCUAUUUGUAAUAAUAAUUAUUCUAAAACUCUCAUUCGAAAUGAUUUCAAACACUUUACUAAAGAUACUGAAAGAGAUAUCUUAUGUGCAGAGAGUGAUACUGAAUCGAGAAAAAUUAAUGUUGAAAAUUCGAAAACAAAAAAGAAAAAGAAACGAAGAUACUUAACAAUUUGCACAAAUAACUGCAAAUACGAAGUAGUAAGACGCGUAGCAACACGAUUUGGAAUGAAAGAAGUUACAGAAGACAGUAGUUGGAAUUUGUAUUGGACAGAUCUCAGUGUCAGUAUAGAACGUGCCAAGGAUAUGAAAAGAUAUCAAAAGAUCAAUCAUUUUCCUGGGAUGACAGAAAUCUGUAGGAAAGAUUUACUUGCUAGAAAUCUUAAUCGUAUGCUAAAACUUUUCCCAAAGGAUUAUAAUUUUUUCCCAAAAACUUGGUGUUUUCCUGCCGAUCAUGGGGAAGCUAUUGCUUACUCGAAGUUACAUCGAUCUAAAACUUUUAUAAUCAAACCGGAUACUGGUUGUCAAGGCCGUGGGAUAUACUUGACAAGAAGUUUGAAAGAUGUUAAGCCAAACGAACGUUUGAUCUGCCAAGUUUAUGUUUCUAGGCCUUAUUUGAUAGACGGAUACAAAUUUGAUCUUCGUAUCUAUACAUUGAUAACAUCGUGCGAGCCUCUUCGAAUUUACGUCUACAAUGAUGGCCUAGCAAGAUUUGCUACAAGUAGAUACAAGGAACCAUCUUGUCAUAACACUUCCAACGUUUUUAUGCAUUUAACUAAUUACGCUGUUAAUAAACACAGUCGUAUGUACAUCGUCGACGAAGAAAUUGGUAGCAAAAGGAAAAUUUCGACAUUAUUGAAAUGGUUAAAAGUUAAAAACAUCGACGUUGACGAUUUAUGGAAUAAAAUAGACGAGAUUAUUAUAAAAACUAUACUUGCUGCACAUCCUGUUCUUAAACACAGUUAUCGUACAUGUUUUCCAACGCAUGACAGAACUUAUGCAUGUUUUGAACUUUUAGGAUUUGAUAUCUUACUCGAUUGGAAACUAAGACCGUAUCUGUUAGAAGUCAAUCAUUCACCGAGUUUUCAUACAGAUGCACAAAUUGACAAAGAUAUUAAGGAAUCUCUGUUGAUUGACACCUUUGAAAUGUUGAAUCUUCAACAGUGCGAUAAGAAAAAGAUCAUUGAAGAAGAUAGAAGACGUAUUAGGGAUCGAUUACUUCAGGGUGUUACGUUGAAAGAUUUUAACUCAAAUCAUGAUAAUACAAUGACUAAUGUAUCGAAAUUGGAAAAAAAUGAUCGAUAUUAUAUCGAAAGACAAUUUAAAUGGGAGGACGAUCAUAUUGGUAAUUUUCAUCGAGUAUAUCCUUGCAACGAUGAUAAUAAAUAUCAACAAUUUUUCAAACAAAGUGGCACAACAGUCUUCCAAGAGACUGUAGCCUCACGUGCACGCGAGGAAGCUUCUAAAAUUCAGAGAGAAGAAAAGGAAAUCAGAUUAAGAGAACAAGAGAGUAAAAGGAUUAAUGGCAGAUGGUGUGAUCAGAAACUAACACCUGAAAGCCCGAAUGUUCCGCAGAAGAAUAUUACCAAACGAUUGGAACACAAAUCUUUUACUUAUUUCAAAAAGAUGAUACCACAAAAAGCAACAAACUUAACACAAAAUUCAAACAAAGUUCUCUCUUCCUUUGAACCUGAAAUAAUAUCAGAAUCUGAAGAAAGAGAAAGAGUAACCGCAUUAGUUCAACGUGAUUUUCUUCUAAGAAGUUAUGGUAUACUCGAACAAAUUUACAUGGCUAUGAAGCAGAACGGUACACUUAGGGACAAGGAUGUAAAAAAAUAUGGCAUCUAUGGGAGGCAAGCAUUGAAAAAUGAGAAAAAUUUAUUGUCUCAGAAAUUUCAUCAUCCCGCUUGUCCAGAAAGAACAUUGAAUAUUUGUAAUCAUCAUAAUGAUCAUCCUAAUCAUCGAUUGAAUCAUUGUCUGUAACAGUUUAACCAAGCAAGUAACAUAAAAUAUUAUAUUUUAAUAAUUUUAUUUUAAAGUAAUUUUUCUUUAAUCAAAAGCAAA